AUGUUCCACUUACAAGGCCCACAACUGCUGCAGAUGUUAGAGAAAUCCUUGAGGAAGAGCCUCCCUGAGUCCUUAAAGGUUUAUGGGACCGUCUUCCACAUGAACCAGGGGAACCCUUUCAAGCUAAAGGCCCUGGUGGACAAGUGGCCUGAUUUUAAUACAGUGGUUAUCCGCCCUCAGGAGCAGGAGAUGGCAGAUGACUUUGAUCACUACACCAACAGCUACCAAAUCUAUUCUAAGGACCUCAAGAACUGUCAAGAAUCUCUUAGCACAUCAGACAUCAUCAACUGGAAACAACAUUUGCAGAUCCAAAGUUCACAGUCCAGUCUGGAUGAGGUGAUACGGAAUCUUGCAACCACUAAAUUCGUUAAGGUCAAGCAAACACAAUGCAUUCUCUAUGUGAUGUCUGAGACAGCGAGGAAACUUCUUCCUUCCCUGCCAGAGACGAAGAACUUACCUGCUGGAUAUGGCAGACCCAAAGCCAUUAACCAAGAGAUGUUUAAACCCUCAUCCCUGGAUCCUACCCAUGCUGCCUUGGUGAAUAAGUUCUGGCAUUUCGGUGGCAAUGAAAGGAGCCAGCGGUUCAUCGAGCGCUGUAUCCGGACCUUCCCCACAUUCUGCCUGCUAGGGCCUGAGGGGACCCCUGUGUCCUGGUCCCUGAUGGACCAGACAGGAGAGGUGCGGAUGGGGGCCACCCUGCCUGAGUACCGGGGCCAGGGUCUCGUCUCCCAUAUGUUGUUUGUCCACACCCACGCUCUGGACAAACUUGGCUUCCCCGUAUAUAACCAUACAGACAGAGCCAACAAAAUCGUACAGAAAAUUAGUCACAAUCUGCAACAUAUCCCCAUGCCCUGUGAUUGGAACCAGUGGAACUGUGUGCCUCUGUGA
This is a messenger RNA of Mesoplodon densirostris (Blainville's beaked whale), 888 nucleotides long. RefSeq names its product glycine N-phenylacetyltransferase. Gene Ontology annotation, cellular component: mitochondrion. Gene Ontology annotation, molecular function: glycine N-acyltransferase activity. Lineage: Eukaryota; Metazoa; Chordata; Mammalia; Artiodactyla; Ziphiidae. The transcript has 5 exons. Bases 1 to 888 code for a protein of 295 amino acids. The record is from RefSeq and is a predicted model, not a curated record.